AUGAUUGUGGAAGCAGAUUACAGUCAGUAUUCUGGCACUGAGAUAAUUACAUACCUGGACAGUACAGAAGUUCUCAGAGAGCAAAGUGUCUCCUCAAAGAGAAAAAGGUCCACAGAAACACCUGUGAAUAAUCACUGUGACAAUAGGAGGGUCGACAACAACUGUGAUAAUACACCAUGCCAUAACGGAGGCACAUGCAGAGAUUCUAUUGAAGGCUUUUCAUGCGCAUGCGAAAGAGGUUUUACUGGAAGUUUCUGUGAGAUCAAUAUCGAUGACUGCCUUGACAACGCGUGUGAUAACAACGCUACAUGCAUCGAUGGGCAUGAUAAAUAUACAUGUGUUUGUCCGGCUGGCUUUAAGGGUGACUUAUGUGAAACCCACUUUGUUGACGGUGGUUGGACAGAUUAUGAGAUAAGUGGUGAAUGUUCCGUCACAUGUGGAUCUGGAACGCAGCAGAUGUCACGUGUUUGUGAAAACCCAAUCCCAAUAAAUGGCGGGAAACAGUGUGAAGGCGAUAGUACAAAAACAGUUCCAUGCGAAACCAACGUUGUCUGCAUAAAUGAAUGUGGAAAGGACCCGACGACUCUAGAUAAUGGAAACAUGAAUUGUGUAUCAGAAAAUGACGAGAAACGUGUUUGCAGGCCCACGUGUAACGAUGGUUACGAAUUUGACAGCGACCUCUAUAUUAACUCUUCCGGUAUCGUCUGCGGGCCAGAUACCGGAUAUGUUUGGAAUAUAAAUAACGAGGACAAUCCCGAAUCACAGAUUCCUUCUUGUCAACCAAAGCACCUGGCUCCAAAACUGUCGGUAAAUCAAACAGGUGUGUACAAUACGUUGAGUACUGAAACUUCUGAUGUUGAAAACACCAUAAAGUCGACUGUAGGCGACAAACUGAAAACAGCUGGUUGUGUUGCCAACGGAACAUGCGAAUUAAAGGGCGUUCACAUUUCGUCUUCAACUGACCAAUCAGAAGAGAGGAAACGAAGAGAGACAAGCUUUGUAUCAUUUACUAUAGAGCUAACAUGUGACAAUACUAUAGACAAAGAUAAUUGCUAUGACUUACUGGCUGAGAUAGUGUCUAUUUUCAACACAUUAGUAGAAAAUCUAGCGUUCACUAUACAAUAUGGUGGCGUUGACUACGACGUUGGUGUAAACAGUACGUACCUGGACGGUUUUGCGGAGUGCGAGACGGGAUAUGCCUCUGUCUGGCAGUAUUGUGUAUCGUGUGGUAAGGGAACAUAUGCCACUAACGACUACUGUGAGAGCUGCCCUCGAGGCUACUACCAGGACGAGGAAGCACAGCCCUCGUGCAAGAAAUGUCCUGAUGGCUGGACCACUGCCGGACUUAUGUCUAGAGACAGCAUUCUUUGCAAUGUUGAGAAACCUGAUGAAGACACCACAAUAAAUUGGAUUCUGUACAUUAUCAUUAUUGUGGUUGGAAUGUUCUUUAUAAUUCUGGCAGUUGUAGCAACUGUUUACUGGUUAAAGAAAAGUGGAGAAGAACCCGAUGGUGAUAGCACCCAGUGCAGCACAUCUAGCAACAAUGGUAACGGAAUUUCAAAUGAUAGUGUUGAAAUGAGAACUUUAAACGCAGGACUGAGUGCUCCGGUUGAGACGAGUCGUCAACCUAUGGAUGACUAUCAUGGUGCUUGCAAUAAUCCCAUUUACAAAGAUGCGAGUGCUAAUCCGGUGGCGUAUACAGAUGCGAGUGGUGCUUAUAUUAUUUUAGAGACCAAUUUAGAUAAACCACCGUUAUCACCACCACCAGUAUACAAGAAAAAUCCGAAAAAUGCAUGGGAAUAACAUCUGUAUCCGAUAAACGUUUAGCAAAGUACUCACUGUUUAUUCGAGCACCUAC
Messenger RNA from Ruditapes philippinarum (Manila clam), 1858 nucleotides. RefSeq names its product sushi, von Willebrand factor type A, EGF and pentraxin domain-containing protein 1-like. The record is from RefSeq and is a predicted model, not a curated record. NCBI's taxonomy places the organism in Eukaryota, Metazoa, Mollusca, Bivalvia, Venerida, Veneridae. Bases 1 to 1803 code for a protein of 600 amino acids. Gene Ontology annotation, molecular function: calcium ion binding. The transcript is spliced from 11 exons. Gene Ontology annotation, cellular component: plasma membrane; protein-containing complex. Gene Ontology annotation, biological process: heterophilic cell-cell adhesion; establishment or maintenance of epithelial cell apical/basal polarity.